GUGAAGCCAAAAUUUCCAAAAGUUUGAAUAUUUGUUUUUAUAGAAUGAUGAAGAUGUGAGAGACUACGAGGAAAUGUCCUUUAUAUAUCACCAUGAAGGCUUCUUCUGGAGGUGCUGGUUCUUUGGAGAUGAUCCACAAACUUCAGUUUGGAGAUACUGGUUUAUGAAUCAGCCUCAUCCCAAACGCUGUAUUCCUGGGUAUCUCUUUCCUAUGCCAAUUGCUGUUGGACCUUUUCCACAUCCUUCCUUUGAUGAAACUACAGUGUACAGAAGCUUCUGGACAAUAUUUCUUAUAUUAGGUGUUGGUUCUGGUCUGGCUGGGGGAUUUCUGCUGGUGUGUGGUGUGCCCUUUGCCAGUGCUGGCUGUUAUAAAGUUGGAGGUGGCUUCUUGAUGAUAUCAGGGGCCCUGUUUAGCCUGAUCCUCAGCCUAUUUGUACUAUGGAAGGAAUAUGCUGUUGAUUUCCCAAAAUACAUAUCUACAGAAAGGAGCAACAGGUGUGUCCCAGAGAAUGUCUUCAUUGAUGUGCAGUAUGGAUGGUCAUUCAUGUUUGCUGCUUUUGGUACUCCCUUUGUAUGCAUGUCAGGAAUUAUGUUUCAUUUCAUUGGCCAGGAGCUUGAUGAUUUUCAUAAGUGAACAAAAUAAAAUGCCAAUAGAACACAGUGAAAUUCUCUGGGCAUAUUCCUGAUGGACACUUAAAUAAAGGUGAAGCAAAUUUCAGGUUUUGAUCUUUGCCAAGUGCUCAGAGCAUUACUUAUCAUCUGUAAAUAUUGAUUACAUGUUAUUGUCAAAUGAAUGAAAUUUGAAGAGUGGUGCUAUAAAAGUAAAACAAGAGUUAAAACAAGUCAUUUCAAAGAAGACUAGAAUGAGUUAAUUUGGUCUCAGUUUACAGAGACACAAAGACUAGCUCUAGUUUCCUUCAUGAAUCUAUCAAUAGUCAGCAAGAGAGUAACCUCAAGCUCUGGUGUCAUGUUUUCAUUUUCAAUCUUUCCAAAGCUGACCUAAUUUAAAGUAAGGUGUUUCUUUUUUAUGAGUAGUCUAGUCCAAUGUUUUUUUUGAAAUAACCAAUUAACCAUAACUAAUAUACUAGACCAGGAACUGUUAUUUCUCAAUUUAAAGCUCAGGAAUCUGCCAGAAGGCAUACAGAUCAUUGUUUGCCUCAUUUCCCUCAGCUGACAGACUUGGGAUAGUGGGCAUUGAGUUUUACAUGCAUAUUUUAAUGGGCUGAACAGGAAACAGUGACAUCUGAAAGGCAAAGUAUUUUAUAUUUUCAUAUACAGAAUUUGUAUCCUUCCAACACAGAGAGAUCUGUACUUGAGCAAGAGAUUUAUAAAACAUUAAAAUCUUAGAAUGUUCCAUUUGAAUAAAUCCAAUUAAAGAUCAUAGUUUCAAAAUGAAAAAAAGUCCUGUCCUAGCAAGAGGAUGAGAUGCAUCCAGAGAAAGUUAGUUCUGGCCUGGAGGAUAGGAAGGUAUGCAUCUAUUUCUGUGAAGAAUUUUGUUCAUCUUUGCUAAAAAGUCAACUGUAUUAAAUUCUAGUAAUGAGGAAGAAUAGUUAACACAUUCAUUAAUUGGAUCCUGUUUUCACCUGUAUUGUUACUAAAUACUUCACAAUUUAAACCACACUCACCCAUUCAUUAACCAUUGCUGUUUUUCAUUUUAAAAACAUCUCACUGGAUUUAAUGAAAGUCUGAGGAUAAUUUAAGGGGACAUCCAUGGGGGCAAAAUUCUUCUAGAUUAAUUAUUAAUUUGUACCAAAAUCUAAAAUAAAAAUAUGGACUCAUACUGAAUUCAUUAAUAAGAUAAAAACUGGCCUAUAGGUCUUUUUGAGGAUUUUUUUGGGCUCUGGUCAGUCUGUGAACUACAUGAGUGGUCACUAUUAAUAAAUGAAAAUGUAUCACUAAUAUGUUUUAAUUUCCUAAAGUUUGGGUGUAUUUGUAGUGACCCAGACUCAGUCAACAUUCUCAGGUAUUAGUAAUACUUAGGCUACCAGAAUAAAAUCCCCAGUAACUGCUAAUUCUCCUUCCAUGCUGCGGUUACUGGUAUCUAUUCAAUCAUUAUUACAUAAGAUUUACAUGAAUUUUCAUUUUAGUGUGAUCCAAAUUACUAUGGAUUUUACUUGAGAAUUGUCCAAUGAUCUGUAGCAAAUGAUGCCUUUUGUUUAUUUUAUUGGAUUUGUAGACUUUAAAAUUUUACUAA
This is a messenger RNA of Diceros bicornis minor, 2194 nucleotides long. Its product is annotated as transmembrane protein 182-like. Gene Ontology annotation, cellular component: membrane. The record is from RefSeq and is a predicted model, not a curated record. The transcript has 4 exons. NCBI's taxonomy places the organism in Eukaryota, Metazoa, Chordata, Mammalia, Perissodactyla, Rhinocerotidae. The coding region runs from base 74 to 634 and encodes 186 amino acids.